GAGAUGGCUAUACAUUGCUUAAGAGCAGUACCCAAAAUUCCGCAUCUUUCAAACCCCAAAAUCACAGUCUCACACUCUCUCUUCUUCUCUUCCAACUCCAAACCUAAAAGGGUCUUUUCACCAAUUCGAGCUUCCAUGUCUUACGAGAAGGAGCUCGCUGCUGCCAAGAAAGCUGCCUCCGUCGCCGCUCGCCUCUGCCAGAAGGUACAACAGGCGCUGCUGCAGUCAGAUGUUCAUUCAAAAUCAGAUAAAAGUCCUGUCACAGUGGCCGAUUAUGGUUCACAGGCACUUGUUAGUUUUGUACUGGAAAGGGAAUUUCCUUCAGAAUCAUUCUCUCUAGUAGCUGAGGAGGAUUCAGGAGAUCUUCGAAUAGACAGUGGGAGGGAAACACUAGAACGCAUCACAACACUUGUCAAUGAUACUCUCGCCAAUAGUGACAGUUAUAAUGAUGCUAAUUUAACCACCAAAGAUGUGCUCAGGGCUAUUGACAAUGGCAAAUCUGAAGGUGGUUCUUGUGGCCGGCACUGGGUUUUAGAUCCCAUAGAUGGUACCAAAGGGUUUCUUAGAGGAGGCCAGUAUGCCAUAGCAUUAGCAUUACUGGAUGAAGGAAAAGUUGUGUUGGGAGUCCUGGCCUGUCCAAAUCUUCCACUGGCGUCCAUUAGCGGUGAGAAUCAACAUACUUCACAUGAUAAAAUCGGUUGCCUUUUCUUUGCAAAACUCGGUGCAGGAACAUUUAUGCAGCCAUUGGAUGGUUCAUCACCGCUGAAGGUGCAUGUCAGUGCUACUGAAAAUCCUGAAGACGCUUCAUUAUUUGAAUCUUAUGAAGCAGCACACUCCUUGCAUGGCCUGUCUAGCACUAUUGCCAAGAAACUUGGAGUUAAAGCGCCACCGGUUAGAAUUGACAGCCAGGCAAAGUAUGGGGCACUUUCCAGAGGAGAUGGAGCAAUAUAUCUUCGUUUCCCCCAUAAAGGAUAUCGUGAGAAAAUAUGGGAUCAUGCCGCUGGGUGCAUUGUUGUUACUGAAGCUGGGGGUGUAGUCACAGAUGCUGUAGGAAAUCCAUUGGACUUUUCAAAAGGGAGGUAUCUCGAUCUUGAAGGUGGCAUAAUUGUUGCCAACCAGAAAUUGAUGCCAUCACUCUUGAAGGCAGUUAAAGAAUCCUUGGAGGAAGAGAGAGCUUCAUCUUUGUGAUUCUCUUUUGAGGUCCUAAACAUAGGAUUUGGAGACUCACCUUUAAUACUUGUCUAGUCAAGCACCUUUGCAAUUUCAUAUUGUGCUAAAAAUUCAACAUCCUAAGAAAAAUGAAAUGAUUAGUUCAAUUUGAAGCAUUUGUUAUUUUCUUUUGUUCUUUUUUAUUGCUUACUCUUAUUCAAGUAAAUAAGCUUGAUAUUAUCAGCAACAAUAAAUGAAAAACAGCGUUUUUGGUAUAAAGAUUUGCAUAUGAUUGCAUUUUCGUU
This is a messenger RNA of Fragaria vesca subsp. vesca, 1454 nucleotides long. RefSeq names its product SAL1 phosphatase-like. The coding region runs from base 4 to 1188 and encodes 394 amino acids. Gene Ontology annotation, biological process: sulfate assimilation; phosphatidylinositol phosphate biosynthetic process. The transcript is spliced from 8 exons. The record is from RefSeq and is a predicted model, not a curated record. Lineage: Eukaryota; Viridiplantae; Streptophyta; Magnoliopsida; Rosales; Rosaceae. Gene Ontology annotation, molecular function: 3'(2'),5'-bisphosphate nucleotidase activity.